UCUCGGCAGGAUCAAUUUUUCAUUUCGUCUAAAUCCGAUGAGAAAAUGUUGGAGGAGGGGUAAUAUUUUGGCAACGUACUUUUUGUUAUGUAAUCCUAUGAUUUUCAAACUGCCUUUACAUAGCCGAAAGUGAGUAAUGGGCGUUCCCUUCAGGUAAAAAUUGCGUUCCUUGUUAGUAAAAGGGCGUUUUCUGGUGCUAAAGGGGGCGUGGUCUAAAAUCUUUCGUUUUUUCCCCCCCAGAGCGUAGUGGCUGGCGCCGCCACUGGGUGAAACACAACAUCUAACCCGCAACUGCCCAUAGACGAUACCCCCUGUUAUAUAUUCGCUCCAGAAGAAAUUCUAUUUCAAAAGAAUUUCUUCUUGAUGUUGUUCGAAAAAAAUGGUGUUUGUGAGAUUGCUUUGUUUAUGGUUACUCUCCACGACCAUGUUUACAAAGUGUGACCCCCGUUCGUGACGCUAAACUCGUCAAUAGAUACCCACGUUUAUCGUUGCGUUGAGUUCUUGGUGAGGGUAAGACUUUUACUGGCCUCUGACCUUGGACAUUUAUGCGAAAUCCUUCGAAUUAUGGAGUUGCAAAGAAACGAUGGGCAAGCUAGACCAAAGACCCUUUCUUCAAGAGAAAAAGAAACGCACGAGCAAAAAUCGCUUCUUUUGCCUGGGACGAAGACAGGGUACAAAUUGUAUAAAUGGAGGUGGGUAGUUUUGGGACUGUUCUCUUUGAUUUCAAUGUCGAAUGAAAUAAUUUGGAUUAGCUUGUCAUCAAUCACCAGCAUCGUCAAAGAUUACUACCGUGUCGAUUCCAUUGCUGUGAACUGGUUGUCUCUUAUUUUUUUGCUUCUUUAUAUAUUUGUAAUUGGAUCAUCGUAUGUGCUUGACAGAUAUGGCCUAAAGGUCACAAUCAUUAUCGGCGCAUUUCUCAAUGCCAUUGGAAGCUGCUUGCGAGCGAUGGGUGCCAACCGCGAUGGCUUUACGCUUGCAUUUUUAGGAAACACAUUUGCAGCACUGGCUCAGUGCUUCAUCAUUUUUAUUCCGCCGCGGCUAGCUGCAGUCUGGUUUGGAGACUCUGAGAGAGCAACUGCUUCGUCAAUCGGGGUCUUAAUGAACAUGCUGGGGGUAGCUGUUGGGUUUUUAUUAGGAACUAUUGUCCCAAGCAGCAAGAACAUGGAUGAUGACGUCAGACAAGGUAUGCACAGAUUGUUGGUAUCGCAAGCGGUAUUUUGCACAAUUCUUGCAGUUGCCAGUUUCUUCCUCAUAAAAAGGGAGCCACUCACCCCUCCAAGUCGUUCUCAAGAAAUGGUCCUAAAAAUAAAAAGACAAGACUUUGUAAAAGAAAUUGUGGAUUCUUCAGACGAUGACUUUCAGACCAGCAACAAUGCUGAAGGUGGGAACGUCAAUUCAGCCAUAAAUGAAGGUGCACAUAACACCGAGACUAGCUUUUUCUGUCAAGAAGAUAACCCAGAUGAUACCAAACUAAUUAAAGGCGCCAAGGACUCAAAAGUUGAAAUUUCUCAUGUUCCAUCAUUUGGUGAGUCAAUCUUGCUUGUCCUGAAAGACAAGUCAUUUCACUUGAUAUCUCAGGCAUAUGGGAUUGCAACAGGGCAAGUUGCAGUCUACAAUACACUACUCAAUGAAAUGGUGAUUUCAAAGUACCCAGGUAAAGAAAAAGAGAUUGGUUAUAUGGGUUUCGCAGCUGGAGUCUGUGGCCUGUUUGGUAUCCUUUUCAGUGGUGUUAUACUUGAUAGAACAAAGAGAUACAAAACACUCUCAAUAAUUAUUUUUGCUUCUUGUGCAUUUCUGAUGCUCAUUUUUACUUUGCUUCUUGAAUACUACAAAAACUUUGUAGUGCUCUUUAUAAGCUUCUGUGCUUUUGGACUUUUUUCUUAUGCAUAUAUCUUUGCUGGCUUGGAACAUGCGGCUGAGUUAACUUAUCCUGUGCCUGAAGGGACAACUUCAGCAAUUCUUUUCUUGUUUCUGAAUAUAUAUGGGAUUAUUUUGACUAAUAUUGUUGCUGUUGGUGUGCGAAAAGGAGGUGGACACAUUGGAGGCUUUGUAAUGUUCACAGGCUAUAUGGCUAGCUUGGUACUUAUUUCAUUUGUCUCUGCUCCACUCAAACGAAGCCAAGUGGAUCAAAGAUCUUCUAAUUUGUAGAACUGUUCAAUAUGGCUUGCAGCAAUUAGUAUUAACAAACAAACAUUUCUAAUUUGAUGUUAACUUUUCUAACUGUACCUUGUAAUGCUUUCCAAAUCUGAGGCUACAGUCAAGGACUGUGCCCCAGUCUUUAAAUGAGGGGGCUGAAAUGGGGGCUCAGAGCAUGCCACGGAAAAAUUUUUGGAGACCACACCCUUUAAUUAUAAACAGUCCAAUUCAGGGAAAACUCAUAGAGAGUCAGAUUCAAUAAAUAUGAAUAGAAAUAUCAUUAAGCUAACUUGAUAAUUAAAGACUAAGUUAACCAAGUUAGAAAAUGCAACUUAUUGGUUAAACAAGAAAAAACACCAAGAAGAGCUACUACUACUUAAGAUCCUUAAUAAAGCUUUCCAAAAUAAUGUUUGAGUAGACUUCCAAAACAUUGGCUCUUCUACCUCAAGAAUUGGCUCCAUUUGGGCAUUUCAGGGUGAUUUUCACUGCAUUCAGUGCUUUUUCAGUAAAAAUAAACCUAAUGUUUUGGACGUCUUCCUAACAUUAAAGUAUAAUUGUAUGCUCAUUCUCCCAAUGUCUGACAAAUUCAGCAAUUACCUCGAAUCCUUUGUUUCCCCUACUUCCACCCAUGCCAACACAGCCCAGGGGUAGGGCUGGCAUAUGAAUUUUGUUAAAUGUUUUGAAUCAAUGAAACAAUAAGAAAAUUAAUAGAUAAUUGAUACAAUUGAAAAGUUUUAUUACAUUCCUUGUGGUGAGUUCCACUUGUCAUAUCAAUAUGAUUGAGCCUUUUUAUUUCAACUUAUGAGAACAGCCAGUUACUGACCAUAAUCUCUUUUGUCUUUGCCGACCCCCAUUCAUUUCGAAUAUAGGUAGUUCUUAGAUAAGCUGUUAUUUAUGCUUAAGAGCCAAUGCUGGAAUAUUUAUGCUUUGAGAGCUAAUUCAUUGAGGUUUUUAUUUAUAAAUAGACUGCUUCCUUUAGUUGCUUAUUCAGAUUUGAUGUAAUUUUUAAUGAAGGCCAAAUAAAUUUCAUUUUAUUUUCUUUUUUGGUGUAUGAUAUCUGCAUUUUUUUGUACCCAAUAAUUUUCUAUUACCAGUUAAGGAUCAAACUUGCCUUACAAAUGCACUGCACUUCAAAGAAAUGAUAGCAGGUCCUUAGGAAAUAGAUUAGAAAUACAAAUACACACAUAAGACAAUGUGUUUCUCUAUAUAUCUGGCUCUCUAUAAAAUUUUUAAGGCAACUGUCUUAAAAGGAAUGCCCCAUUGAUGUUUAUUCUGUUUUCAAGUGACGUAAAGAAUUUGUUAUUAUUCCUUCACCAAAAUAUUAUUUUCGAAAUCCUAAAGUAACUUUAUUACAAAUAUCGAACUCUGUAUUUUCAUGAUAAUAACUGUUUAACCAAGUUAAUGAUAACGAUAAUAAUAUUAAAUAUUGUCAGUUUUCA
Messenger RNA from Rhopilema esculentum, 3575 nucleotides. RefSeq names its product putative MFS-type transporter C09D4.1. Gene Ontology annotation, molecular function: heme transmembrane transporter activity; heme binding. The record is from RefSeq and is a predicted model, not a curated record. Gene Ontology annotation, cellular component: membrane. NCBI's taxonomy places the organism in Eukaryota, Metazoa, Cnidaria, Scyphozoa, Rhizostomeae, Rhizostomatidae. Gene Ontology annotation, biological process: transmembrane transport; heme export.